AUGCCGGCCGCAGUAGAACCAGCCCGAGUCUACACCGUCUCCGGCGGCGGCGCUGCCACGUCCGGCGCUGCUGGCACCUCGUUCAACUCCUCCUCGCUUCCCGACCUUCUGCGCAAGUCCGGGUCUUCCAACAAGCGCAAGAAGCGCAAGACAGCCCUCAAGGACGAAGAGAUCCUCUCGCGCAUCGAGCUUAUCCAGGACUUUGAGUUCCCCGAGGCCUCCAACCGCCUCGCAGCGACACGCGAUGGGCAGAGCAUCGUUGCGACAGGAACAUACAAGCCGCAGAUCCGCGUAUGGGACUGCGAGCAGUUGAGCUUGAAGUUCGAGCGGCACACGGAUGCCGAGAAUGUCGACUUUCUGAUGCUAUCCGACGACUGGACCAAGUCUCUCCAUCUCCAAACCGACCGUACCGUGCAGCUUCAAGCGCAAGGCGGAGCGCAUGCCCGCGUCCGCAUACCCAAAUUCGGCCGCGCUCUGGGGUACCACUUCCCUUCCGCAGGCGCGAUCGUCGCCGCCGCUGGCCGCGAGGUGUACCGUCUCAAUCUGGACCAGGGACGCUUUCUCGCACCGUUCGUCCUCGGUGGCGGGGAUCUGGGCGAGCCAACGGGAUGCAAUGCAGUGGACGUCAAUCCGGCACAUGGGUUGUUAUGCUUUGGAACGGAGGGGACGGGUGUUGUUGAGAUGUGGGAUGCACGCAUGCGCAAACGGGCGGGCGCUCUGAGCGUGGCGACGGAGACGGUCUUGGACGCUGCACUGCUGAUCGCGCGGCGAAAUCUCCCUGGUGUCAUUGGUGAGGCGGACGACUCGACGGCGGCAAAAGAGGCGCUCUCCUCCCUCUCCGUCACCGCCCUCUCCGGCGCCAUGGACGGCCUCAACCUCGCCGUAGGCACAAAUACGGGCCACGUGCUGCUGUACGACUUGCGCAUGGACCGACCCUACCAGACGAAGGACCAAGGCUUCGGGUUGCCCAUCAAGAAGCUUCUCUGGCCGGGCGAUUCUGCGCCCGCCUCUGGCCCGCGCGCACGCACCGAGGCGGACGGCAAGAUCCUCUCUGCCGAUGCCAAGGUCAUCAAGAUCUGGGACAAGACGACGGGCGACAAUCUGGUCAGCAUCACCCCACCCUCCGCAGCAACCGACAUCAACGACGUUGCACACUACCCGGGAACAGGUCUCCUCAUGGCCGCAGUCGAGGGGACACAGAUGGCCGCUUGGUACGUGCCCUCCCUCGGCCCUGCACCCAAAUGGUGUUCGUACAUCGACACGCUCACCGACGAGAUGGACGGCGUCGACUCCACGUCCGCCGCUACCACGGGCGUGUACGAGGACUUCAAGUUUGUCGAUCGAUCCGAGCUGGAGCGACUCGGUAUGGGACAUCUGGUGGGAACGCAGCUGCUGCGUCCCUACAUGCACGGCUACUUUGUGUCGCUUGCGUUGUACGAGCGAGCUCGGCUGCUGGCCAACCCGACGGCCUACGCGGAUGCCCGCGAGCGCGCCAUCAAGGCCAAGAUCGACAAGCAGGCCGAGAGCCGCAUUCGCGCCACCAAGAACCCCAAGCUCGAUGCGGGAGUGCGGGUCAACAAGGAGCUCGCCGAGAAGGUGGCGCGCGAUGCAGAGGUGGCAGCGAAAAAGCAGGCCAAGCGCGAGACUCGCGCCGCCACCAGCGCUGCUCCCACCGACGGAGAGACGGAAGAGAAAGAAGCGAAACCCAAGGAGAGCACGAAUCUGUUGUCCGACAGCCGUUUCUCCCAACUCUUCCAAGACCCGGACUAUCAGAUCGACACAUCCAGUCGAGAGUUUGCCAUGCUCAACCCGUCCACCGCGCUCAAGCGGGAUGGACCGCGCAAGCUUACGGCGGUGGAGGACGAGGAGGCCGAGAGCGACCACGUCUCUUCCGAUCCGGAUCAGACCGAAGAGGAGGAUGGCAACGAUUCGGAUUCGUCCGACGAGGGCGAUUUGGGGCAGUACGAUCCGCGUGCGCGCGAUGCGAGCGGGUUGCGGCCGAAGAAUCUUAACCAGGCGCCCUCCGUGCGUGGGCCGCGUCGCGGUGGUCGACUCGUUGAGGAUGACGGUGCGGCUGGUAAAGGUGGACGACGCACGUUUGAGGAUCGACUCAAGGCUGGACCUCGUACCAGCAGACCUCGCGCCGCAGACUUUAUGGAGGAUGCAGUGGCCGGCGCGCAGAGUUACACCUGGACCCCUUCUUCCCGACGCGAUCCAGAGAGCGACGUCAAGCGUGGAGGCGCACGAAAGGCCAAGGGCGAAGAAACUUUUGGUUACGGUAUGAGCAAGGGUGCGGGCGCAGACGAGGGCAAGGGAGUGGAGGGAUUGAGCGACGAGGCUAGAUUUGGUCGUCAGAAGAGGAGACACCCCAACAGAUCCGCAAGCAAAAAUGUUAUCAUGCGCAGGACGUAG
Kalmanozyma brasiliensis GHG001 is the source of this 2412-nucleotide messenger RNA. RefSeq lists its product as uncharacterized. The coding region runs from base 1 to 2412 and encodes 803 amino acids. The transcript is spliced from 2 exons. NCBI's taxonomy places the organism in Eukaryota, Fungi, Basidiomycota, Ustilaginomycetes, Ustilaginales. Gene Ontology annotation, molecular function: protein binding. Gene Ontology annotation, biological process: maturation of SSU-rRNA from tricistronic rRNA transcript (SSU-rRNA, 5.8S rRNA, LSU-rRNA). The record is from RefSeq and is a predicted model, not a curated record. Gene Ontology annotation, cellular component: small-subunit processome; nucleus; 90S preribosome.